Molecule: messenger RNA, 4353 nt
Organism: Guillardia theta CCMP2712
Lineage: Eukaryota; Cryptophyceae; Pyrenomonadales; Geminigeraceae
Exons: 9
Coding region: 1-4353 (1450 amino acids)
Source: RefSeq, a predicted model, not a curated record
AUGCCCUUCUACUUGGAAGGGAUCCUGGAAGUCAAGCUGGAGGCGGUGGGGUUCAAACCCACGGUCAGCUCUCAGGAGGAAGAGGAGAGCGAGGAGCAAGCUCAGGACCCCCAAGGGCAGCAGCAAGGAGCUGGAUGGCUGGAGCUCAGCGACAUCGACAGGAUCACCAUGGAAGCAGCGUCACCGUCAGGGCCAGUCGAUCAACAGGUGUUGCUCGACCUCUCGACGAUGCUCUUGGAGACAUCAGAGGAGGAGCUGCUAGCUGGCAAGCCGAUCUCCCUGGAGCUAGACAAGAGUGUUGGCAAGCUGCAUGACACCUUCUGCUCGCCGGGCAACGUAGAGUUCAUGACGCUCGGAGCUUGGGCAGCCACGCCGACGCUGGGAUCGAAGCGAAACAUGUUGAAAGAAAAGCUCAGAGCAUACCUCGGCGAGCAGCGCUGGACACGGGUGCAAGGGAACAAGAAGGUCACGCAAGCAGCGAGGAGGGGCAGCGCCUUCUCUCCAAGGGCAGCAGCGACUGAUGCGCUCGAGCAGGAGGCUGAGAGCGAUGACAUCGAGAGUCGAUCUGUAAGCCUCUUGUUUCUUGCGAUCAGUAAAUUUGCUGAGCACCAUGGGUUGAGCUGCACGGGCAAGGUCGACAAGCAAGACCGACUGCGGCUGAUGAUGAGGGAGGAAGUCGACAUGGAGGCUGAGCCAAAUCAGAGAAGGUGUGUGGGGAAUUCAGCCAUCAUCUUUCUUGCACUACUUUCACUGCGUAGCCGGAGAAUGAUACCAGACCCAUCCCAGAUCCCUGGGGGAGAGCGCAAGGGCACCGGAGGAAGCUGCGAGCAAGAGUAUGAUGAGAGCGUUCGCAACCUGCUGUAUCGGAGAUCAUGCCAAUACACGCAGGGUGAGCGCUCAGGAGGCCACGUCGAGGAGGCCGCCGACCUCGUCGAGAAGGUGAAGAGCUUCACCAAGCGUUAUCCGAAUAGUCGGACAGCUCAUGCUUGCAGAGCUGAGGGGGGAUGCACUCCCGACGCUAUCGCAGAAGCCAUCCGCUCGACAUGUCGGCAGGCGAGACGCGACCUGUUUGAAGACUCUCUGAGCGCAUGGAGCCCAGAGUCGAAAGCAUGGUUCAUGCAACAGAUGAAAGAGGCCAAACAGCAGAAUGUCGAGACUUACAUCGGCACCGAAGACACCGAGGAGACCUCCUUCAUCUCCAUGACUCUCCUGGGCAUCUCUCGAUUAGACUCAGUCGAUAGAGACGACAAGGCCAUCAUGUGGAAAGACAUCUCAGUCACCAUCUCCUUCCUUCGGAAUGAAGAAGCCAUCGCACUCUGGCAAGGCAGCAGAGAGUACAGCAUCGACGGGCGAAUUUUCAGAGCAACUGAAGUCAGCAUUGCACACGACCGGUCGUUCAAGCUCCGAGCCAAGCGAGGACCUUGGGGCAAGGGAGGGAGCCUUGCCGAGCUAUCGCAGCUCCUAGCUCUUGGAGGAAUGUCGACGGCGGACAUAGCUCGGAUCUAUCAAUUCCAACUGAUCUCGCAAUGUCUCGCCGCAGCAGAGGUACAACCGCUGGCGGGCAUGCUCGUGCAGGGUGCUGGGCAGAGAGGUCGCAAGGGGCCGAGCCCGAAGACGUAUGUCGCUGUUGGAGCAAGCAGCAGAGAGAGCUCGAGUGGAGAGAGCGAGGCGAUGGAGGGGGUGCACCUGACUCUCGUCAGCGACGACGCCAAGCUCAGAGAGACGUUUGCAGUCGAGCUCACAGCAGACACCUUCGUGCCGAGAGGAAAGAUCGCCAAGCAGAGGAAGGUACUUCGCGACAGGGAGCAGGCUCCAAGCGGCAGUUUCAGGGUGCAGAUCAAGUCGAGGUCAAGCAUGAGCACAGGCCGCUUCUCGAGGAAGGAGAUGGAAGCACUGUGCGGAGGAGGUAACACAUCGACCACGCGAGUCAAGCGAGCCAUGUUGGAAUUAGCAAGAAGAAUGGACCUCAAGCUUGCCAGCAUUGAGGUUCAAGAAGAUCGAGACACGCUGAGCUGGGAUGGGAGCCUGAUAACUCUCUCCCUGGCGACCAAGGCAGAGGCUCGACGUCUGAUGGACGACAUGCCCUUCUACUUGGAAGGGACCCUGGAAGUCAAGCUGGAAGCUGUGGGUUUCAAGUGGAGCUCUCAGGAUGAAGAGGAGAGCGAGGAGCAAGCUCAGGAGCCACAGGCGGAGCAGCAAGGCGCUGGAUGGCUGGAGCUCAGCGACAUCGACAGGAUCACUCUGGAGGCGGCCUCGCCGUCAGGGCCAGUCGACCAGCAGGUCUUGGUCGACCUCUCGACGAUGCUCCUGGAGACGUCAGAGGAGGAUCUACUUGCUGGCAAGCCGAUCUCGCUGGAGCUAGACAAGAGUGUCGGCAAGCUGCAUGACACCUUCUACUCGCCGGGCAACGUGGAGUUCAUGACGCUCGGAGCUUGGGCAGCCACGCCGUCGUUGGGAUCGAAGCGCAACAUUUUGAAAGAAAAGCUCAGAGCGUACCUGGGCAAGCAGCGCUGGACUCAGGUACAGGGGAACAAGAAGCAGAAGCAAGCAGCGAGGAGGGGCAGCGCUUUCUCUCCAAGAGCAGCAGCAACUGAUGCGCUCGAGCAGGAGGCUGAGAGCGAUGACAUCGAGAGUCGAUCUUGCGUCUGCGACUACUAUGAUGAGAGCGUUCGCAACCUGCUGUAUCGGAGAUCAUGCCAAUACAUGCAGGGCGAGCGCUCUGGAGGCCACGUCGAGGAGGCCGCCGACCUCGUCGAGAGGGUGAGGAACUUCGCGAAGCGGUAUCCUGGUAGUAGGACAGCUCAUGCUUGCAGAGCUGAGGGGGGAUGCACUCCCGACGCUAUCGCAGAAGCCAUCCGCUCGACAUGUCGGCAGGCGAGACGCGACCUGUUUGAAGACUCUCUGAGCGCAUGGAGCUCAGAGUCGAGAGCAUGGUUUAUACAACAGAUGGAGGAGGCCAAGAAGCAGAAUGUCGAGACAUACAUCGGCACAGAAGGCACCGAGGGGACCUCCUUCAUCUCCAUGACUCUCCUGGGCAUCUCCUCGAUGUAUGUUCAAUCGAAGCUUAUGGAACUGGGUCUCAUAGUAGACUCAGUCGAUGGAGUCGACAAGGCCAUCAUGUGGAAAGCACCUUACAGACCUGAGAUAGCACGAGCAGACGACAUCUCAGUCACCGUCUCCUUCCUUCGGAAUGAAGCAGCCAUGGAGCUAUGGGAAGGCAGGAGAGAAUACGCCAUCGCGAGCCAAGCGAGGACCUUGGGGCAAGGGAGGGAGCCUUGCCGAGCUAUCGCAGCUCUUAGCUCUCGGAGGAAUGUCGACGGCCGAGAUCGCUCAAAUUUAUCGAUUUCAGCUGCUCUCGCAAUCUCUUGCAGCCGCAGAGUCGAGCUCACAGCCGACACCUUCGUUCCUAGGGGAAAGAUUGCUAAGCAAAGGAGGGCACUUCGCGAGAGAGAUCAUGCGGGGCGCAGCAGCUUUAGAGUACAGAUCAAGUCGAGGUCAAGCAUGAGCACAGGCCGCUUCUCGAGGAAGGAGAUGGAAGCGCUGUGCGGAGGAGGUAACACAUCGAUCACGAGAGUCAAGCGAGCCAUGUUGGAGUUAGCAAGAAGGAUAGGCGUGACGCCGGCAGAGGCUCGACGCUUGAUUGACGACAUGCCCUUCUACUUGGAAGGGAUCCUAGAAGUCAAGCUGGAGGCGGUGGGUUUUAAGCUCAGCUCUCAGCAUGAGGAGGAGAGGAGCCCGAGCAGCGAGGAGCAAGCCCAAGAGCCCCAAGGGCAGCAGCAAGGCGCUGGAUGGCUGGAGCUCAGCGACAUCGACAGGAUCACCAUGGAAGCAGCGUCGCCGUCAGGGCCAGUCGAUCAACAGGUCUUGCUCGACCUCUCGACGAUGCUCUUGGAGACAUCAGAGGAGGAGCUGCUAGCUGGCAAGCCGAUCUCCCUGGAGCUAGACAAGAGUGUUGGCAAGCUGCAUGACACCUUCUGCUCGCCGGGCAACGUAGAGUUCAUGACGCUCGGAGCUUGGGCAGCCACGCCGACGUUGGGAUCGAAGCGAAACAUGUUGAAAGAAAAGCUCAGAGCAUACCUCGGCGAGCAGCGCUGGACACGGGUGCAAGGGAACAAGGCAGCGAGGAGGGGCAGCGCCUUCUCUCCAAGGGCAGCAGCGACUGAUGCGCUCGAGCAGGAGAGCCUCUUGUUUCUUGCGAUCAGUAAAUUUGCUGAGCACCAUGGGUUGAGCUGCACGGGAAAGGUCGACAAGCAAGACCGACUGCGGCUGAUGAUGAGGGAGGAAGUCGACAUGGAGGCUGAGGAGGGCGAGGGCGUGGAGGAGGAGGCUGGCGCAGGCCUCUCGCGCGCUUGA